Penaeus monodon (black tiger shrimp) is the source of this 732-nucleotide messenger RNA. RefSeq names its product dynein intermediate chain 2, ciliary-like. NCBI's taxonomy places the organism in Eukaryota, Metazoa, Arthropoda, Malacostraca, Decapoda, Penaeidae. Gene Ontology annotation, cellular component: outer dynein arm. Gene Ontology annotation, molecular function: dynein light chain binding; dynein heavy chain binding. Gene Ontology annotation, biological process: cilium movement; outer dynein arm assembly. The record is from RefSeq and is a predicted model, not a curated record.
GUCAGAUGGAUCCGCACGCAGCCGGGGGAGGAACUCAGCUUCUUCUCCGUCUCCCUGGACGGCCGAGUGACGCAGUGGCACCUCCACUCCGCCGGCCUCGUGCACAGGGACGUCCUCGACUUCGCCUCCUGCAGACAGCCCACCAAGCUGCACUCCUCGUCGGAUAAGGUGGUUCUGGAAGGAGCGGCCACUUGCAUAGACUUCCGCCCCGACCACGAGAAUAUAAUGCUCCUGGGGACGGACACAGGGGCGGUUUUCCAGUGCUCCGUCGCCUCCACCACCCACACCCUCUUCCGCUACCCCGCCCACACGUCCCCCGUCAGACAGGUGUCCUGGAAUUCGCACCAUCACGGGAUCUUCGUGACGUGCUCCCUCGACUGGAUGGUCAAAGUGUGGCAGCAUGACUCCCCCCUCAUCCAGCUGGACCUCGGCGGCGCGGUGGCUGGGGUAACUUGGACCCCACACAGCAGUAGCGUUUUCGUGGCGGUGACUGACGAGGGGCGUGUACAUGUGUACGACUUGCAUGUACGUAAAUGCCAUCCUCUGUGCGUACAGGGCGUGGUUCAGAAGAAAAGGGGCGUGGUCACCUGUAUCGCCUUCAGUCCCUUUCAUCCCGUUAUCCUUGUGGGCGGAGACAGGCAGCCCAAGGAUGCGAAAGGAUGCGACGCCCAGCAACUGAAGGAGAUUGAAAUGUGCAAGAUGGAGAGGAUUAUUGCAACCACCAGGGGAUAG